Messenger RNA from Guillardia theta CCMP2712, 987 nucleotides. RefSeq lists its product as hypothetical. The record is from RefSeq and is a predicted model, not a curated record. The transcript is spliced from 12 exons. Bases 1 to 987 code for a protein of 328 amino acids. Lineage: Eukaryota; Cryptophyceae; Pyrenomonadales; Geminigeraceae.
AUGAUCAUGAUGAUGAUCAUCAUCUUCAUGAUUUUGAAUUUCAUGAUCCUCGUUGACAUGAUUAUCAUCAUUGCCAUCAUCAUCAUCAUCAUCAUCAUCAUCACCACCAUCACCAUCACCAUGAUGAUUAUCUUUAUGACCUCCUCGCUCUACUUUCUCCCUCCUGUCCCUCUGCGCCAUGCGGCGGGUGUUCGGGGCAUGGUCGCUGCGGCGGUCUUGUAUGCGUGUGUGCGCAUGGCUUUUAUGGCCCCGACUGUCAGCACGUCUGCCCUGGAGGACAAGCUGCACCAUGCUCGCUGCGCGGCAGCUGCAACCCGGCAGACGGGAGAUGUGCGUGCUGGGCUGGCUAUGGAGGCGUUGACUGCAGUCGCGAUUGUCCCGGAGGUCACGGAAAGCCUUGCAGCGGCCAUGGAUCUAAGCAUGCUGCCUCGCAAGAAGCAAGCCCAUCAAGAGAUGGAGUGCAUGUGGUGGACAGAGUCUCAAGAUGUAGAGUAUUCCAUGACCAUCUCCUCAAGUUCUUCGACGUCUUUCACAUCCGUUCUCACUGCAAGGAGGAGGGAAUGGCGAGGAUCAAAGUGCUGCAGCCAAGUGCAGAAGCAAACGGCACAACUUUCGAGUUUUUUUGGGACCAUCAGUGCACGGGCUCAACUUGGGAGCCGUGGCUUCAUCGUUGUGAACCUCCUUGUGCUCGUGGCAAGUGCGAGCGGGGACGCUGCCGCUGCAACGAGAGGAGCGGCUUCUGGGGCAGGACCUGCAGCCGUGUGUGCCCCGGAGGACACGUCAGCCCGUGCAGUGGACAUGGAGACUGCAACCCGCAGACAGGGCGAUGCGCAUGCUAUGGAAACUUCUCGGGAAUCGCUUGCGAGCUCAUGCCGGCAGCUUGCAACGGCUCUUGCACCAGUGCAAGGGAUUGUCCCGGCAGCUGCGGAUGGAGAGGAAUUUGCAACAGGACGAGCGGACGAUGUUCCUGCUCGGGGUCCCUCCUAG